UGGUUGCAGGUGUGUGGUGAUGUAAAUGGCUGUCUGCUGGAACAGGCAAGGCUUCUGUCAGCAUCGCUAGAAGCCAAGUAUCAACCAUGGAGGUGAAGGGUCCCUGCGGAAUCUCCUCAACAGGUAAUAUUAGUGGGGCCCCUUUUGACACCUCAUCUAAGCAGAGAGCUCAGCUGAUCUCGGAACUCACAGAGAAACAGCGAGAUCUACAGGAGACGCUGAGGCAGAAAGUGAAUGAACUGCGGAGGCUGUGUCUGCAGGAAGCUGAACUGACCGGGCUGGUGCCUGCGGAGUACCCACUGGAAUAUGGCGAGAGACCUCCAGCUGUCACAAGGAGGCCACGAGCAUUCAGAAUGACCGCUGCAGCGGUUACCAGAGCAGAAGAAGUGCAGUUGGACCGUUUGGAGCGAGAUUUUGCAUUGCAGCUACAGAUGGCGGAAGCUGCCCGAAAGCUGAGCGUUGCUGCAGAGCAGAGUACAGAACUGACUGUGGAACAACGCAGGAAACGCAGACUGGUUUAUCUGGACGCUCUACGCAGGCUGCAGGAGAUAGAGGAACAAAGUAAUAACCUGCGGAGAAAACUGGGCCUAAGGCCUACACAUAGAGUCCCCCACAGUCUGCUCGAUGAAGCUUUCCAAUCAGAAUGCAGUUCAUUAUCUGAUGGGGGCAGCCAUGAUGACAUUCUCGCUCCAGGAAUGAGGCCCUCUCCUCCCCGGAUUGCUGAGCACUCCCGUGCUGUCUCCAAUAGUCCUGAGCGAAGGGUUGGUUGGAAGGCAUCACCUGUGGAAAUGUACUGUGAGAUCCGGAACAGGCGCAACUCCAUGGCCAGCACUGCAAGCCCCACGCGCUCCUUCCCUCGCAGUCUAUCCAGUUUAGAAGGUCGAAGCGUUCCGGCCACGCCCGUCCUAAGCCGAAAUGCCUGCAGCAGCUCUGCACUGAGGUCGGACGGGUCAGGGUUGUCUCAGAGGCAGUGGACAGGAAGUCAAGACUCUCAAGUAGGCUUCCCCAGCGAACGUCCACACACCCAUUCAGCCAGGAGCCGGCGAAGCAACAGUUCUGAAGCUUUGAUAGAGAGACCUCCUCCUGCUGAGACCCAGGGAAAACCUUCCUUCAAGAGUUCAGAAGCCCUAAGUGAUCGCUCUCAGGCUGGUCCCGCACCCACUCACCACCAACAGCGAGGGGCAAUAUCCCCAGACCCCAGAACACCCAACACCAACUCGCGCCUUCCAUAUGAAGAAAUACUGUUAGAUUAUUACAUGGACCGCCAGCAGCAACAACAGCAGCAGACACGAGGGUGGGCGGAAUCAGAAGGUCAAUGGUGGGUGGAACCUGACUCUCCCUGGUGGGCAGAACCUGAUGGUAGUAGCCAUUACUCUAGACGAGACGGCUACUACGAGGGCUAUAUGGGGAGCCCAACCCUUCGGAGUCGUGCCGAGACCCAACAGCGCAGAAACGUUACUCGAAACAAAUCUUGUGGCCCUCAGUUGACUGAUGUUAGUCAUUUUCAGCAGCCUUGGCAUUCCGAUGGCUUCCAACAACGCAGUGCCCCUCAUGUCUCCCAUCCUGGUCCUCGGUCCAGGAGUCAGCCUCGGGCUCCACCACCUGAGACAAUGGAGAGGAAUGUGCACAAAGCUCUAGCACUGGAGGGGCUCCGGGACUGGUACUUGCGCAAUUCAGCAGCAACUGGGGGAGUUCAAAGGGGCCCUAUUCCCUCGCACAUGCAGUACCAGAGAUACUAUCGUCCAGGUUAUCACGAGGGACACUAUCAGACUGGAUCCCCACUUCCACACUCCAUCAGUUUUACUGGGGCCCCUUUGCAUAGCAGGCACUUUUCAGAAUACGUCGAUGAGGAUCUGUACAGCCAGGCCACCAUGGGGAGUCGGGCACAAGGAGAGCGGUCAAGAGAAGGCACACCACCGGGAACUUUAGUCUGACACUGGAUGGCGGCCCUCCCGUCAUGCCUCCCACCACCAAAAUGCCGAAAAUCUUCCUCAAAGAACGAGAGACCCACACUGCUAUUUUGGUUCUUCAGCAAUAAGACUAGUCAGGAGGAGUGAAACAGGACAGAAAUGAUCCCCGCAUAUUAGGCCUCCUUGCUUGUUGGUUCUGUAAGUGCAAUAAGUAGCUACACCGUUUUGGAGGUUUAGUGCGCAGCAAGGGGAGACUGGUCCUCCUGUUCACAAAUGCCAAUUUAACACUCUCUACAAGUGCCUCCCUGGUAGAGGGGGUUUUGUGAUACGUACAGUUUCCAUUUUUCGACCUUGUUCCUAAAUGUUAUGUUAUAUCGUGCGUUCAUUGGCAUUCGUCUUUCUCAGUGUUGGGGGGGGGGGGGGGAAGAAACCAGAUAAUUUUGUGUACAUUUAAUAUUGCUGCCUCUUUGGAUCUCUGUAUCCUUGUGACUUAACUGAGAUAAUACAAAUUUAUCUCAGUGUGAAUUGUAACCUUCAAUAGCAGGAAGUAGAAGAAAAAUAAAGGCAUAGUCUACUCGGACUGGCUAAAGAGUAGUAAACCUCAAUGUAAACCCUGUGCCAAACCGAAACAGCAAAGUGCUUGCUAACAGUCUUGUUUCCCUGCUGUGUAAAACACUGUAUAGUUUGAUAACUUGUAUCCACAAUGAAUGUUUGUAAGUAGAUACACUGGAAAGAAAUCAAUCAUUACAGCUGCUGCAUGAGAAGAUGAGGCUGAGCUGGACUCGUUGCCUCCAUGCUGGUCGGGACCAUUGUAAAAGAAGCAGUUUGUAGUAUCUCUUCUGAUUUUUGUUUUAUUUGUU
Messenger RNA from Nanorana parkeri, 2770 nucleotides. It is a transcript of the gene CCDC120, whose product is annotated as coiled-coil domain containing 120. The transcript has 10 exons. Bases 87 to 1934 code for a protein of 615 amino acids. Lineage: Eukaryota; Metazoa; Chordata; Amphibia; Anura; Dicroglossidae. The record is from RefSeq and is a predicted model, not a curated record.